This is a messenger RNA of Lytechinus pictus (painted urchin), 3963 nucleotides long. RefSeq names its product heterogeneous nuclear ribonucleoprotein A0-like. Bases 69 to 1316 code for a protein of 415 amino acids. The transcript is spliced from 11 exons. Gene Ontology annotation, cellular component: cytoplasm. Gene Ontology annotation, biological process: regulation of translation. Gene Ontology annotation, molecular function: mRNA binding. Lineage: Eukaryota; Metazoa; Echinodermata; Echinoidea; Temnopleuroida; Toxopneustidae. The record is from RefSeq and is a predicted model, not a curated record.
AUCCGCCAGGCCACUAGCGCGCUGUGGGGUAAUGUACUGCGCACGCGCAUUUGACGCAUGUGCCAUCGAUGAUCGAUCUCUUUUCACUGAACGCCGUUUCUUUGCUGUGGGCUACAUUAUUUCUCUAUCUUCAACACAAUAAUCCUAGCAUAAUGGGCGAAGAAGUUGGUAAAAUCUUUGUUGGCGGUGUGGAACGCUCAACACAGCCAGAUACGUUCCGGCAAUACUUUGAGAAGUAUGGAAAGCUGAGCGAUUUCAUCUUAAUGAUGGACAAAGAACGUGGUGUGAACAAGGGCUUUGGCUUUGUGACCUUUGCCGAUCCAGGCUGCGUAGAAGCUGUUGUAUCUACGAAAAACCACAGGCUGGAUGGAAAAGAGCUUGAUUGUAAACGUUGCAAAGCCAGAGGAACUGAGACCAGACAGGGUCCUGGAGAUCAGCAAAGGAAGAAGAAGAUCUUUGUCGGAGGUAUUUCACAACAAGCCACCAAAGAGGAUUUAUUUGCUGUGUUUAGCAACUUUGGAACAGUCGAAGAUGUCCACAUUAUGAUCGACAAUGAAACCUUAAAGCACAGAGGCUUCGGCUUUGUGACGUUCGAAAGUGAAGAAGACGUAGACAAAUUGGUCCAAAUGCAACACGUGGAGCUGAAGGGGAAAUCGAUGGAGAUCAAGAAGGCCCAACCUAGGAACAAUCCAGGACAAGGUAGAAACUUUGGCGGUCAAGGCGGUGGUUUCCAACAACGUGGUGGCGGCGGCGGUGGUAACUGGAACCAAGGAGGCGGAUAUGGCGGCGGCAGCAACAACUACGGUGGCGGCAGCAACCAGUGGAACAUGGGCCAACCCAUGGGUCAAUUCGGUGGACAAGGUGGUGGGUACCAACAGCAAAGGGGUGCCGGCGGUGGUGGAUUUGGUGGCGCACAACAGCAGCAAGGCUUCAACAAUGGUUACAGGCAACCUCAGCAGCAACAAGGAAGCUAUGGGCAGCAACAACCACAACAGGCUUAUGGAGGUGCACCCAGCUAUGGUAAUUACGGAGGAUACCAACAAACCCAACAGGACCCAUACAGCCAACAACAACAGCAGCAGCAACCACAGCAACAGUAUCAAAACCAAGGAUCAAUGGGAAACUAUGCUCAAGAAGCUUCAACAUAUGGACCCCAGAGAGGAAACUACAACCAAGGGUAUAACCAAGCAACCCCACCGGCACAGCAACCCCCACAACAGAACUAUGGGCAGGUAGAGGGUGGACAAGACAUGUACGGUAGCAACAACUAUGGCAAGGGCAACGUGGGCAACCAGUUCCAUCCAUACAGUCGAUAAUCGUCUAACCAUGCUCCCGAAAGCUCGUGGGGACAGUCCUCGCAAUCACAUACAUGUUUUCUAUGUUUAAUAUUAAAGGUUUGUUUUCACUGCUGAUAUUUUCAAGACCCUGCUUGUAAAUUUUUCCCAUUAUUUGUAUCCAGUGCUAUCGUGUUGUUUGAGGGAGGGGGGGGGGGGGGGAUAAACUUGUCUUUGUUUGGCUUGCUUCCUUUUAAAGGUAAUCUCUGGCAAUUUUGUAGGUUUUCUGUGAAUUGUUAAAUAUUACUGCACAUUGUUAAGUGGUUGCUCUGGAUAGUGAAUUACAAUAUUUGACAUGUAAAUGAUUCGUAUCAAGAAAAUGACUAUACCUUACUCUGGUUCAGCUUUCCACAGUCGUAACACGUUCAAAUUAAUUAAGUUUUGACACAUAAUUGCAAGAAGAAAAUGAUGAUGCCUUGCCUGGUAGUUGCACAAGUUUUUAAGCUGCAGUUUUUUCUACAAUGGACUUUAGUAACACCUUCAAAUGAAUUGAAAUCAAGCAUUCCCUCUUGCUUAUAAAUAUAUUGAAGACAUGUCAAUUGGUGGAUUUUGAAAGGUGGAUUUCUCUGUAUAUAUUUUUUGAAACCACUGGUCAUUGGGUGUCUACGCUAUUGGCUUUGAAAGGUGGAAAUAAUACCAGUAAAAAAAUAGCAAAGAUUAUGUUGUGCGUAUGAGCGCUAGAGGAGUGUAAAUGUAAAUGUCAUGGAUCAUCGUAGAAAUCAUUAAAACACUUUUUAAUCCAAUUGUACAAAUACAAGGAAUAAUAUUUCAUGUUAAUACAUGCUAUAGAUUGCGUUUUUUUUUUUUUUUUUUGGGGGGGGCAUAUGUUUGCAUGCUUUGCUUGAUAGCUUUACACUCGGAAAUUCUGAUGAUUAUGGCUAUUAACUUUGUCACCUGUUUAGUUGAUAUUCAUUAAUCACGUAUGACUGCAACAGUCGAGUCACCCUUGAGUGUGAGAACAUUUUUAAUGUCUUUAGUACUGUAUUCUGCCUACAUAUUUUCAAUCAGCUAGAAUCUCAGGGCUAUUAUGUCAUAUACAAGUUUUUAACGAUUUCUGUCAAUGAGAAUUCAGUGAGGCAUUUUUUUUCUCCAGUAGAACAGAACAAUGCCUUCAUCAUAUAUUACAUGGAUUUGUACAAAUUCAUUUUUCAAUGUAAAUUCAACAUAUUUUGAUCAUUUUUUUUCUGCACAAUAAUUUUGAUGUUAGUUGGCCUGUCCAUAAACAUAUUAAAGUUAAUUUCUCUCAAGGUAAUCCUUAUAAUGACAUCUUUUGUUUAAUUUAUAUAUUGUUAAUAUUUUUUUAUAUUUUGCUUAACAAUUAAAAAAAGAAGAAGAUCAUUCCGUACAUUUUGAUAAUCAGACAUCUAUCUAUAACUCAAUUAUAUCAAGUCAUAAAAAUACUUCUUUGUUUAUUAGUGAUAUUUAUUGUUGGGGAAUCACAACCUGUUUUGUUGGUUAGUCGUUGCAGAAAGAGUUGCGAUCAAACGCAACUAAAAAAAUCUUGCGCAACUUGAUUUUCAGCCAAUGAAGCACCCGUAUUCGGGACUUGCGCUUGAUAUUUUGACUUGCGUUUAAACGCAAGUCUUUCUGCAACAGGCCCCUGUACUAUUGCAUUUCAUGUCUAAAUAUGAACUUCAUAUCAGUUGGGUGUAUCACAAAGAGUUGAGUAUGACUUAGAGUCUCACUUAAAUGUCCAGUUUCAUGCCGAAUAAAAGGCAUCACCGGAAAUUAUGCGAAGAGGACGCACGCAACUGCAUAUUAAUCACUGAGACUGCGCGUUACAUAAUCAUGUGCGCAUCAGCAAUUAAGCAUGACGCUAAUUCACACUUAAAUCUUUGUGAAACACCCCCCUGCUUUCAAUACACAGGAAAUGAUCUCGCCCUCUAGAUUCUAUUUUUUUUUCAGUAGCAGACACCUUGAUUCAUCAAAAUCUAUCAUUAUUUCUUUUAAGUUUGAAAGGAUAAUCCAACUCUGGUAAUAAAGUGAUUUGUAGAGGAGGAAAGAAGAGAAAUUAGAAAAACAGGAUAGUGAAAGUUUUCAAGAAAUUGGACUAGAAAUACGAAAGUUGGACUAAAAUUGAGAUCAGUUUGUGGCUUGUGGAUUGGAGCAUAUGAAGUUUGUGGUUUAUUAUUAUAUCACUCCCUCUCCUACAUCGUAAUGACAACAUAUAUAUGUAGCAAGUUGUAGAUCUCCACAGGUUUAGAGAUUUGACUUUGAAAAAUAAAUAACUUGUUUCUCCAAUUUUGUUCAGACCUUAACCUUUCUACUCAUCCACUUUUUCUCUUUCUUUUCUUCUGGAAUGACUUAUGAUUGAGUUUUGAUUCCCCAUGGAUAUUUUUACACUCUCUUGAUUGUUGAUUGCUACCUUUUCUCAUUGAUUUGUAUAUUCAACAGUUUUGUACUAAAAAAGAUAUGUAGAUUGUAAGGGAGGCUGGCAGAUAAAAGAUAAAUGAAAAAAAAACAGUUUGGUUCGCUCUGUAUGGAAGAGAAGAUGAAAGUCAGAUUCAGUUUUACUUAAUGUGAAUACAGUUCCUGUACCACUUAUCAGUUACGAUGAAGAUGAAUUUUUGUUCUAUAUUUUUGAAAGAGAUCAAUUGAUUAAAAGAUUCCACAUGUUUUUAGCUAACAA